Molecule: messenger RNA, 2388 nt
Organism: Brassica oleracea var. oleracea
Lineage: Eukaryota; Viridiplantae; Streptophyta; Magnoliopsida; Brassicales; Brassicaceae
Exons: 4
Coding region: 301-1074 (257 amino acids)
Source: RefSeq, a predicted model, not a curated record
CUCAGUGUUUUGACUGACCAGAAGUAUUUCAAGGAAGGCUUUGAAAACUUGGAAGCAAUAAGAAGCGCUGGUGUUAAGAUUUGGACAUAAACCACAACUAGACAGAAAGAAUAGCUAAUGAUGUAAGUUUCUAAUUCAGCUCUUGUUUCUUAAAUGUUUUGUGAUUGUUUUUUUCUGCUAGUUUAGUUUGUUUGUCUAUUAAUGAGACUUGUUAUUUAGACCUGGACCGACGAAGAAUUUCGGUAUUUUCUUACUCUUUAUGCUGAAGAAAAAAAGAAAGGGAACAGACCAAGGACUGACAUGAAUUCAGUUGGAAGAGAGUUCAUCCCUAGGAAGUUUGAAGAGAGAUUUAGUAAGAAAUGGAUAUGGGACAGGUUUAAGAACAAGGUUGAUGUUUGUAGAAAAGCAUAUGUCAAGUUUAAGAAGCUGACUCACAACAGAACCGGACUUGUCUAUGAUGCUAUGGGACGGUUGGAGAUGCCAGAUGCUUGGUGGGAUCAACGCAUAGCGGAAUGGCCAGGUGCAAGAAAGUAUAAGAACAAAGUACCUCCAAACAUGGAUAUGUUUGAAGCAGAGUUUGGUGCUGUUAGUGUGACUGGAGCAGAAGGAUGGUGUGCUCAGCAAGGAGAAGCUAGCUUAGAUUCUAGAAUGGAUGCAGAAAAGGAAGAUGAAUCAGAUUCUGCUGACACAGAUAUGCCAGCACCAAGAGAAGGAACAAGUAGAGCUGGAUGUUCAAAGUCAAAAAGAAAGCGUAAAGAAGUUGAUCAAGAGCCUUAUGUUGUACGAAAUGCAAUUCUGGCAGAAAAAAAUAAGAUAGCUGAAAGGAUGUUAGAGAUAAUGGCAGAGGAUCGUGUGGUGUUGCAACAGGAUCGUAAGUUCCGUUUAGACAAAGUAUUGGAGAUACUUAAUGAGCUGCCUGGAGUGAUUAAGUGGUCACCAUUUCACAUUGCUGCUGUUAGCCAUCUCAAAGCUGAUGAAGGAAACAGACUGGCCUUUAUAUCUUUCCCUAGUGAUGAUGAUAGGAUUAGCUACCUUGAGCAUAUGAUUGGAAUUAAGAUUUAUGGAGGAUUGUAGUAUGACUUUUGUUUCAGUUUUUUGUUACGACUCAGAUUGUAACAAUUGUUAAGCGAAUGAAUAUUUUUUGUUAUGACUUUUGUAGCUCAUAUUCACAACUUAUAUAUAUAUGAUUUUAAUUACUUGCAGAUGGUUAGGUGGUACUUGGAUGAUGAUGAUGAUGAUUAUGAUGAUGAGGAUGAAUAUGAGGACGAUGUGCUUAAGCCAGAGAGAUUGCUUCAAAGAACAGAUCGAGGUGCUGGAUGGCAUCAUGUUCAGCAGCUUAUGCACGGGUCAGAUCAACAGUGUUAUGAUAUUCUUCGCAUGAAUCAGAGGACAUUUCAAGAUUUGUGUAAGAUGUUAGCGACGAGAUAUGGGUUAAAAGAGACGAACAAUGUCUAUAUUGAAGAAGGGGUUGCAAUGUUCCUUGAAAUGGUGGGUCAAGAUAAGACGGUACGGGUUAUUGCAGAAAGAUAUCAACGUUCGUUGGAUACGGUCAAAAGGAAACUUGAAGAGGUUUUGAGUGUUCUCUUGAAAUUUGCUGCAGAUGUACUAAAACUAGAAGAUGGUGAGUUCACAAGAGUAUGUCCUGCUUUGAGAGAUGAUGAUCGAUACUGGCCAUGUUUUAAAGAUUGUAUUGGGGCAUUGGAUGGAACUCAUAUCUCAGUUCGCCCUCCUAAGCGAAAUGAAGAAGCAUACCGAGGUAGAAAACAGGAGCCGACCAUGAAUGUCCUUGCUAUAUGUAACUUCGAUAUGAAGUUCAUAUAUGCUUAUGUGGGUUUACCGGAUAGAGCACAUGACACAAAGGUAUUGACUUACUGUGCGAGGAACGAGCCCUUUUUUCCACAUCCGCCAAAUGGAAAGUACUAUUUGGUUGAUGCGGGAUAUCCCACAAGAAUAGGGUAUCUUGGUCAGUAUCGCAGAGUUCGGUACCAUCUCGAUCAGUUCAACAGAGGAGGACCGCCAACGAACAGUCGAGAGGUGUUUAACCGGAGACAUUCAAGCUUGCGAUCAGUGAUUGAACGGACAUUUGGAGUAUGGAAAGCAAAAUGGAGAAUUCUUGACCGUAGGCAUCCAAAGUAUGGUUUGAUCAAAUGGAUAAAGCUAGUAACAGCAACGAUGGCUCUACAAAACUUCAUACGUGAUUCACAUCGAGAAGAUAAUGAUUUUGUGCGUUGGCAGAGAAGAGAAGAAUAUCAUACACAUGGUGAUAAUGAUGAAGAAGAAAAAGAUGAAGAUGAAGAAGAAGAAGAAGAUGGUGAUGAUCAUGGUGGACAUAUUCCAUAUGAGCCUACUGGUGAUAGAGUCAUGGAAGGUUUACGUGAUCAUAUUACU